This is a messenger RNA of Carassius auratus (goldfish), 4541 nucleotides long. It is a transcript of the gene hdac11, whose product is annotated as histone deacetylase 11. Bases 234 to 1361 code for a protein of 375 amino acids. The transcript has 12 exons. The record is from RefSeq and is a predicted model, not a curated record. Gene Ontology annotation, molecular function: histone deacetylase activity. Gene Ontology annotation, cellular component: histone deacetylase complex. Gene Ontology annotation, biological process: epigenetic regulation of gene expression. NCBI's taxonomy places the organism in Eukaryota, Metazoa, Chordata, Actinopteri, Cypriniformes, Cyprinidae.
CGUAAGGAGCGCAGCUGUCCUUCAGGAAGGGAGGAACUACGAGCAGACGAUUAAAUAUGCGCACCAACUCUUGUCUGCAAAUGUCUAAGAGAAACAACAAUACUAUCCAUUAAGAGGAUUGUUGCAAGUGUUCUGUUACUAAUAAAAAACGCCUAGACGACGAAUAAUUUCACCGUAGAAAUAAGAGAAAUAUAAAAUGGCUAGCAGCUGAAAAUUGGUAUGCUGUGGCCACAAUGUCAAAAAAAGAAGAUUCAGGAGGAAAGAAGGGUUCCCACCAAACUGAACUUUACGCAGAGGUCCCUGCGUCAUGCCUGCCGAUUGUCUAUUCCCCAGAGUACAACAUCACCUUCAUGGGUCUGGAAAAGCUACACCCCUUUGACGCUGGCAAAUGGGGCAAGGUCAUUCGCUUCUUAAAAGAGGAGCAGUUCAUCACCGAUGAGAUCAUUGUUCUAGCCAGGGAGGCCAGUGAGGCGGAUCUUCUUGUCGUUCACACUGCGCGUUACCUGAACAGACUCAAGAACGCUAUCUUGGAGGGCUCCAGAGAGUGGUCGCUGGUGGUUGCCACCAUCACAGAAAUCCCACCUGUCCUGUUCCUGCCCAACUUCCUGGUACAGCGCAAAGUUCUAAAACCUUUGCGGACACAAACGGGAGGAACCAUUAUGGCUGGAAAGCUUGCAAUGGAUCGAGGAUGGGCAAUAAAUGUGGGAGGAGGCUUCCACCACUGCUCCAGUGACAAAGGAGGAGGUUUUUGUGCUUACGCUGACAUCACACUAGCGAUAAAGUUUCUCUUUGAGAGGGUGGAAGGAGUUGCCAGGGCCACCAUCAUCGAUUUAGACGCCCAUCAGGGAAACGGCCACGAGCGGGAUUUCCUGGAAGACAGGCGCGUUUACAUAAUGGAUGUCUAUAAUCGCCACAUCUAUCCAGGAGAUGGAUAUGCAAAGAGGGCGAUUAAACGAAAAGUGGAGCUGGAAUGGGGCACAGAAGACAUGGAAUAUCUACAGAAAGUGGAGCUCCAUUCAGAAGGGGCGCUGAAUGAAAUACGGCCUGACAUCAUCAUAUACAAUGCAGGCACGGACAUUCUUGAUGGAGACCCUCUUGGAGGGCUGGCUAUAUCCCCACAGGGUAUCAUUAAGAGAGAUGAGAUCAUCUUCAGGGCAGCCCGGAGACGAGGAAUCCCCAUCCUCAUGGUGACAUCAGGGGGCUACCAGAAGAAAACCGCCCGCAUCAUUGCUGAUUCCAUACUGAAUCUGCACAGACAGGGUUUGAUUGGUGAAGAGGCUGUAGAGGGUGCAGGACCCUCACAUGUACCGCUCAUGAUGAGCAAAUCUGUGUCAUCGGGGGCCACGUUCAGUGCCAUUUAAACUCUCCUGAUCUUGGACCUUUCAAGUGUGUCAAACACACUGUUCAUUUAUCUAAUGCAAACAUUUAGAACUAAUAUCUAAUGUUCUGGUCAGGGAUCUAAUGGUUUGGUGGUUUGGACCGAGCUUGACUCAGGAUAGUUUUUGUAGUUCAUUGAUUUGAACUAUUUAUUUUUUAGUGAUAGUUUUGGAGUGAAAUUUUGAAAUUGGGUAAUAUUUUUUAUCUUUUACCAUAAUUUCUUAAGGGUAAUUUUAUGCAAUGCUUGUUUGCACAUUCAAUUUUCAAAGGAAUGUUUUACCCAAAAUAAAUUCCGUCAGCAUUUAACGCUUACACUUAUUCCAAAUCUAUUCAGUUUUAUUAUAUGGGAAAAGAACGUUUCUCAUUUUAUGUUCCACAAAAGAAAAACAAUUAUACGGGCUUGGAAUGAUAGAGUUUUCAUUGUUGGGUAAAACUCUUUAAUUGGUGCCCACAAGUUGGGCGUUGGAAGGGAAUUGAUUUCUUCUCAAUUUCAAAUUUAAAACACAAAUCGAAGGGGUACUGUACAUUAAUACAUUCUUUUAGAAAUCCCCAGUUUGAGAUCCACACAAGAAAAAUAGUCCAUUUGCCAAGAGUUGAUUUUAUUAAAGCAUUUGCGUCAGCUGCAACACUAUAUUAGAUUUCUUCCAAAUUUAAUCAUGUCAUUAAGUAUCAAUUUUGGAUGCAUUACAGAUUCAUCAUUGCGUCAACCUGCUCUGCUAUCAUGCCUUUAUUCUGUAACAUUAAAUGGAAGUUAAGUGGAAGUUUCUCUUAAGAUGUGCUUUUGUGACCAGUUAGUUUUAGCAGCACGCAGGAAUUCUCAUUUGUGUGCAUCAGCAGGUGGACCAUUGUCAGGCUGAGUGGUUUCUAUCAUAUUACACCUGGCAGGCUUUUGAAAUGUCUUCAGGCUGAGGCCGGGGCUCUCUCUAUUAGGAAAUGAAACUCUUCAUUGGAGAAUCUGAGAGACACUUCAGUUGGUUACCAGUGACAGUUCUAAAGCCGUGAUCUUGUCUGCCUCAAUUUACGAAAAUGGUUUCGGUCGUCUAGAGAAUAAAUAGGAGAUGAUCACGCUGGUUUCUUUUUUGUUCAGAUUCUAAAUUCUAGUUUGAAAUCUAGAUUCUCAGAUUUUUUUGUUUUGUUAUUGUUUAUUACUCUACAAAAAUGUACUACUAUUGGCAUUAUAAGCUUUUAUUUAAAGAUAUGAUUCACCCAAAAAUGAAAAUUUUAUCAUAAUUUAUUCACCCUCAUGUUUAUAUAUAUAUAUAUAUAUAUAUAUAUUAUUUUAUUUAUUUUUUUCUAAAUUUGCUUGACUUUUUUUUUGUUUUGUGGAAUACAAGUAGGACAUGAUAGGAAGAAAUAUGAGAUGAGAGGAAAAAAUUACAUAUCAGUGCUUUUCAAUGUUCACUCUCAAGACUGGUAAUAAUAUGUGGAAAUGAUAUGAAGUGGAAGGAAAAAAAUCUAUACUGUAUUUCAGUGCUAAUGCAAGUGGAUAUAAAGUUUCUUGGGGGAAUGUUUUGCAAGUAAGUGCAAAGUUUUUCAAGGUGUCCAAAAGAAAUGUAAAGUUUCUUUAAAAGUUUUGCAAGUGAACAUACUGUUUCUCUGGGGACGCAAAAGUUUUUCAAGCAAUUACAAUUUUUCCUUUGGGAACACGAAAGUUUUGCAGAUGAACACCAAAGCACUGAAUGUUACAUUUCUUUACAUCUAAUAUUUUUUCCAUCACAAACUCCUGUUUCUAUCCACAUUUUCUAAAUUAUCUCCUUUUUUGUUCUGCUAAAAAAAUAAAAAUAAUAUAUAUAUAUAUGUGUAUAUAUAUAUAUAUAUAUACACAUACAUACACCAUAAUGCAGGUAAUUAAAUGAAUGUCUUUUAUUUAGUUUUAUUUCAAGCUCAAGGCUGGUAUUCAGAGGGUUGUCUUUGAAGCGAGUUAGAAGUUUUAGAAAAUUGCAUGCACCUAUGGCAUGUUUUUGGGGCAGAUCUAUAUUUCUGUGUGGCUCAUGGCAGAGAAGGACUGCAUAUAAAAUCGCAUACUUUCUAAAUAGGUGAUUCUUUUGAAUAAGUAAUUACCUGCUAACAAUGAAAAAACUAUUCUAGAUAGUAACAAUGUGUGUAUAGUGUGAAUGUAAUUGGGACGUCAUCCAGGCACCAUUGGCGUACUGUUUUAUGAAUACUGUGAAUUCGGACACACUACUUCGUUUGCCUAUACAACAGUUGGGAAGUUUGCGAUUUCAGAUGCGGCAGAAAUAUUUGGAGGAGCUAAUGGUACAGAAACACACAUACACACAUCAUGUUUAACAGUGAAUUAAAAUGUAAGUUUUAAAAUCUACUGAAAUAUGAUUAUUUAUUUAUUUGUUUACAAUGAUACCUCCCUUUCCACAUAUCAUGGUUGGAGACUUAGGUUAUAAAAGUAAAGAGAGAAGAGCGCUAAAUUAGCGAGGUGUUUUCUUUUUUGGAAUGGGAAAAUUUGAGCAUUAUUAAUGUUUUUUUUUUAGGUAUUGGGUUGAAGUUAUGAGUCUCAUAUUGCACUCGGGUGCUGGAGGGAUCUUGGUAAUGGACACUAAUGAGUGUAGUAGGGCUCUUUUUGUUUCCUUUCUUUUUCCCUUAAAUGAAAGGCGUCAAAAGGAUGCGUAUGGAGGUCACUUGAAAGACGUGAACCCUCUAGGUCUAGCUAGCAGUUUAAUGGAUCCGUACAUGAAAAGCACCACCACGGUCCUGCUUGAGCAAAUGACUUUCUGAUGAGUAUUUAAUUUGCAUAGGUCUAAAUAGGAUUUAAAAUUUGAAAUGGUAACAUUUUGUUUGGUUGAUAACCUUGUGUACACCUUGAACACUAAACGUCUUAUGCACUUAUUGUGGUUUGUGCCACUUUAUGAAAUAAGUAUAUUCAAUUUAUUCCUUUGUCUUGAAUUAUUUUUAAUAGGAAAUUCCUUCAAAUUUAAUUAGUAACUCAUUAAUCAUAUCUUGUCUACUUAAACCUGUUUUUAUUUAUAAAAAUACUUCAUUACAUGGGUAAUAUAAUACAUUUAUACAAAUCUAUAGAGAUGGUGCUUUGUUAAGAUCUAACAAAUGUGCCAAAUGUCUUCAUGUUGGGUUUGUCAUGUUGUUUUGUACCUGGAACAUUUAUUUAAUGCCGUUUCCAUGUAAGAACCAGGAAAUAAAUCAAGUCUAACAAU